UGUUCGAUAAUAAUAACUGCCGCCGUCAUGUGGUUAGAGUCUGUCGUUGCACGCGAUCGUUGGAUAUGGUACAUUAUUAUCGUCAGUUAGAGUCAGGCCGCGGUGACAGGCAGCUGGCUGUCUCGCUCAAAUUAGAACCGGUCGCGCUGGGUCAAGUACACAGCGGUUCCUCACCCCGACAAAGUUACGCACCGCAAUGUAUUUUCGUAAUUUCUCUGCGCUCUUUCUAACGUUGCUCUUUUCGCAAAAUGUUGUCUCAUUCAAAAUCCUCGCUAUUGUCUCCGCACCACUACGAAGUCACUACAUGGCUUUCCAAAAUUUAUUCAAUGAACUUGCAUACCGGGGGCACACAGUGACAGUAAUCAAUAACUAUCCGAACGAAUGGCCUAUCACAAAUCUUCAGUUCGUGGAUAUAAGCAGUAACAACACCAACUACGCUGGGUACUUCACUCCUUUAGAAUUCUACGAGACCUUUGAUUCCACAUAUCUACAUUUAUAUAAUUUCUUCAGACAUUUCCAAAUAACUCCUGAUGCUUGUAGAGCAGAUUGCGAGAAUUUAUUUACGAAUGAAAAUGCGAGGACUCAUUUGGCAGAAGACGUUAAGUACGACGUGAUUUUUGCCGAACAAUUUAUUGGUGAUUGCGGACUGGCGUAUGUGGGAGCAUAUUUCGACGCUCCAAUCAUCGGCAUUACAUCUCACGUGUUACUACCGUUAAGUUACUCAAGGUUAGGAUUACCCUUUGACGUCAGUUCCGAGCCGUUUUACUUUUCAAAGAGCGGGCCUAAUCCGUCACUAUAUUACAAAGUCGAAGCUUUUGUUUUAAAUCAUUUCUACAACACUGUUGGGAGGUGGUAUAAUCAACGGGCAGUUUACGAAGUGUUUUAUCGAUUUCUUCCUGACUUUGCCUUGGAUAUUGAGAAGAUUGCUGAAGAGAGGAUAAAGAUGGUGUUCGCUUACCAGCAUUUUUCGUUAACUGGAUCUCGUAUUCAGUCGCCUCAUGUGCUGGAGAUCGGAGGGAUUCAUAUCGGCAAACCAAAACCCAUGCCAGAAAACGUGGAACAAUUUUUAGCAGAUGCAGAAUUUGGGGCAAUCUAUGUCAGUUUUGGUUCAAACUUGAAAGCCAAUUCAAUGUCAGCGGCGAAGAUGCAGCAAUUUCUAGACGCCUUCAAGAAGAUUCCUCAAAAAGUAAUUUGGAAAUAUGAGAACGCCACUUUUCAUGAAAAUCAAAGCGUUUUUGCUUACAAUUGGUUUCCGCAAUUAGAUAUUUUGUGUCAUCCCAAGGUGCUGGGUUUUGUAACGCAUGGCGGAAUGCUGAGUCUCUCUGAAACCACAUACUGCGGUAAACCAGUGCUUGUAAUCCCCUUUUUUGGCGAUCAGUUCAGCAACGCGGCUGCAGCCGAAGCAAUUGGACUGGGCAAAAUUAUAUAUUUUGACAAACUUAACAGUGACAACCUCGUGGAUGGAAUACGGGAAUUAACGACACAAAAAAUGCAACAAAACGCAAAGAAAAUUUCAGAACUUUGGCGCGAUAGGCCAAUGAAUGUAAUGGAUAGCGCCAUCUACUGGACUGAGUACGUAGCACGUCAUGGAUCUGGGCCACCACCUUUACCGUCACAACGAACUACGUGGUUCGAAAGAUCGCUCAUAGAUGUCAUUAUUAUUUUAAGUUGUUUAUUUUUGAUAAUUUUAUACGUUAUAUUCAAAAUUAUGAGGCUGAUUUCGUUUGUAUUAAAAUUAUUUAAAAAUUCA
Molecule: messenger RNA, 1750 nt
Organism: Hyposmocoma kahamanoa
Lineage: Eukaryota; Metazoa; Arthropoda; Insecta; Lepidoptera; Cosmopterigidae
Product: UDP-glucuronosyltransferase 2B30-like
Exons: 4
Molecular function (GO): UDP-glycosyltransferase activity
Source: RefSeq, a predicted model, not a curated record